Molecule: messenger RNA, 1923 nt
Organism: Phytophthora infestans T30-4
Lineage: Eukaryota; Oomycota; Peronosporomycetes; Peronosporales; Peronosporaceae
Product: peroxisomal acyl-coenzyme A oxidase, putative
Exons: 2
Coding region: 1-1923 (640 amino acids)
Biological process (GO): fatty acid beta-oxidation using acyl-CoA oxidase; lipid homeostasis
Cellular component (GO): peroxisome
Molecular function (GO): acyl-CoA oxidase activity; FAD binding; fatty acid binding
Source: RefSeq, a predicted model, not a curated record
AUGGCAAUUGAGCUCAAGGACUUGGCGCCGCUUCUCCUCAAGACGGAGCGCGCCAAUGGCGACAUCGAUCCCUCGGUUCUAACCACCAUAUUGCGCGGCGGUCAGGUGGCCAAUGACCGUCGCAAGGAGCUGCUACAAGUGAUCGAGCGUCACCCAGUUCUCUCGGACCGCGACAUGAUGUACCGCAACCACACGGAGCGCUACAAUUUCGGCGUCAAGAAGGCUUUCCACUACAUCAAACUGUUGCAAGAAGGUGGCUACACGGACCCAGUGGAUCAGCAGAUUCUGUAUUCCGCUAUGGGAGAGCCCACGGCUAUCGAAGUGCAUCGCUCCAUGUUCGUACCGACUCUAGAGAACCAGGGAAGUGACGAACAACGCGCCAAGUGGCUGCCACUUGCCAAGAGCUUUAAGAUCCUUGGUGCUUACGCUCAAACGGAAUUGGGGCACGGCUCCAAUGUGCAAGGCAUCGAGACUGUCGCUACAUACGAUAAAGCCACUCAGGAGUUCAUUAUUGACUCACCCACUCUGACAAGUCGCAAGUGGUGGCCUGGGGGUCUGGGCAAGACAGCCAAUCACGCCAUGGUGCAUGCAAGGCUGUUUUUGAACGGGAAGGACGUGGGCGUACAGGCGUUCCUGGUGCAGAUCCGGUCGUUGAAGAACCACGAGCCGAUGUCCGGUGUGGAGGUGGGAGAUAUCGGCCCAAAAGUCGGAUUCCAGCCCAUUGACAACGGAUACUGUGCCUUCCAUAAAGUCCGCAUUCCACGUGACAACAUGAUGAUGAGGUAUGCCAAGGUACUGCCUGACGGAACAUUCGUAAGGCCUCAAAGCGACAAGCUCGUGUACCUGACUAUGGUACAGAUCCGAGCGUACUUGAUCCGUUGGCUUGGACAAGGAAUGGGAAUGGCCACGACGAUCACAACACGCUACAGUGCUGCACGUGUACAAGGCCGCAAAGAUCCUGGGUCCUCGAAGGGAGAGUUCCAAGUACUGGACUAUCAGAACCAGCAGCACGUCUUGUUCCCGUACAUCGCCGUCUCGUACGCUGGCUUCUUUGCUGGUACGAGUCUAAUUGCCAUGCAUGAUUCUGCUCUGGAAAUUGCGUGGCUGGCCAACCACGUGAGCGACGGCAUAGAGAACUGUCGUCGUCUGUGUGGUGGACAAGGCUUCACCCACUCGAGUAAUCUGGGUCACUUGUUCGCUGAGACUGUGGGUGCUUGUACGUACGAAGGAACGUUUGAUGUGUUGGUGAACCAACACGGACGCUACCUUUUGAAAGCUCUGUACAGCGGCAGCCAUCUCCCUGACAGUCCAACUGCAUUUUUGGCGAAUGCAAAGGCCCAUUCGAAUCCGAAUCUGCGCUGCAAGGCUCAGAAGCCUCAGGAUUUCGCUGACCUUCAACUGUUGCUUGAGGCAUUCCGUGUCCGUGCAAGUCGCGCGAUACUGACCCUGGCGGCAGAGAUGAAGGCUAAUAAGAACGACGCCAAUGCGUGUAUGGUACAGAUCACGCGUGCGUCGACUGCUCACGCGGAGCUUCUUCUGGUCGAGGCGUUCGUCAACGGGUUGAGCUCGAUCCCGUCUGGCAACGAGCGCCGGGCUGUGACGCAUCUGUGCGAGCUCUUCGGUGUGUGGCUGAUCACCAAGACUCUGGGUGACUUCCGUGAAGACGACUACAUCUCUUCAAAGCAAGCUGGGAUGGUUCGUCGUCAGCUUGUGAGUCUACUGCUCGUCAUCCGCAAGAACUGUGUACUGUUGACAGAUGCUUGGGAUUUCACCGACUUCGAGCUGAACUCGACGAUUGGCCGCUAUGACGGCGAUGUGUACCGUGCGCUGGUCCGUCGUGCGGCCGAUGAGCCUCUGAAUAAAACGCAAGUGCCCGAGUGCUACGAACAAUUUCUCAAACCGCUUUUGCAAUCAGCGCUGUGA